This is a messenger RNA of Siniperca chuatsi (mandarin fish), 5640 nucleotides long. RefSeq names its product zinc finger FYVE domain-containing protein 1. Gene Ontology annotation, molecular function: metal ion binding. NCBI's taxonomy places the organism in Eukaryota, Metazoa, Chordata, Actinopteri, Centrarchiformes, Sinipercidae. The transcript has 12 exons. The coding region runs from base 129 to 2096 and encodes 655 amino acids. The record is from RefSeq and is a predicted model, not a curated record.
CCCGUGGCUCCUCCCGCAGCGUCAGCAGUACACGCGCUGUUGUUGUGAUUGACAGACGAACAGGAGUCAUGUUGAACUUUCGUUUUGCUUUUCGCCGUCACAGAUAUGUUGUAAGUAAUUAAACAACGAUGUCCGAAAUACUGAUGAAAGAAAUGGAGAGUAUAUCGAUCAGUUCAAUGACGGCAGAGAAGCGUCCAGGCGGUGUCCCGAGCUUCCUGCUGGUGGAUGAACAAGAAAACCUGCAGGUCCGCGAUGAGUCUGACUUUGUGGACAGACUUGGCUGUGGGGACGUGGCAGGAGUCAAGGUCCUCUCCAUCUUUGGCAACACCGGUGAUGGCAAGUCACACACCCUCAACCACAUCCUAUUCGGUGGUGAGAGUGUGUUCUACACCUCCAAGUCCCCCAGCUCCUGUACGGUGGGAGUGUGGGCCGCGUAUGACCCCACCCUCAGCUUGGUCGCCCUGGAUACUGAGGGCCUGUUGGGGGCUGCAGCCAAUCAGAACCAGAGAAUGCGGCUGCUGCUAAAGGUAUUGGCAGUGUCUGAUAUAGUAGUCUAUCGUACACGGGCAGAGCGCCUUCACAACGACAUGUUCCUGUUCCUGAGCAGCGCCUCGGGGGCCUACCUGAAGCAUUUCACCCCGGAGCUCAGGGCCCUCUCCAGCCGCUGUGGUCUGGACGUGCCCCUCUCUUCUCUUGGGCCGGCAGUUAUCGUCUUCCAGGAGACAACGCACACUCAGUUGCUCGGCCAUGAUUCUAAGGUGGGUGGCCAUGCCGACACACUGCUCCAGAAGCGUUUUCACGACCUGGGCUUGGGGACAGAGGCCUUCAGCUCGGUGCAGUAUGUAGGCUCCCAGACCAUCACUCCUCCCACUGACUACAACAGGCUGCUGGAGGCCGUGAGGCAGCAAGUGAAGAACACUCACACACGCUCCCCCCGCCAGCCCGGGAUAGUGUUUCACGCUUUGGAAGCCCUAAGUGAGCGUUUCUGUGGAGAACUGUCAGACGACAAGAUGACCCUAUACUCAUUCUUCCCAGACGAAUACUUCACCUGCUCCGCUGUCUGCCUCAGCUGCAACAUUCGCUGUAAAAAUGGAAUGAACCAUCUGAAAGACAGGGUCCCCCACAUGGCAGAUGGACUGUGCCAGUACGCACACCAGUAUAACAACAAGGUCCUUAUCUGUAAGAGGUGCUAUGAAGGAGGCAGAGAGGUGAUUGUCGUGCCCAAGACGUCCGCUUCCAGUGACAACCCAUGGUUUGGACUGGCCAAGUAUGCCUGGUCAGGCUAUGUGUUGGAGUGUGCUAGCUGUGGUGUAAUCUACCGCAGCAGACAGUACUGGAUGGGAAACCAGGACCCUGAGAGCAGCGUGGUGCGAUCUGAGGUCAAGCAUGUCUGGGAGGGGUCGGAUACCUUUCUGACCACCCACCAGAACGCUGCCCAGAGGGUGCUGGAUGGGAUGAACUUCAUGAUCCAGUCAGUGUCGGAGUACAGCACCGGCCCCACCAAAGCUGUCACUGCCUGGCUCACUGACCAGGUGGCGCCGCCAUACUGGAGACCCAACACAGAGAUCACUGCCUGUCAUGGCUGUCAGAAGGUGUUCGAGGAGGCGGAGAGGAAGCACCACUGCCGAUCAUGUGGCGAGGGUUUCUGCCAUCCCUGCUCCAGCCACAGGAUGCCGGUGCCAGAGAGAGGCUGGGGCAGUGGCCCUGUCAGGGUGUGUAAGGCCUGCUACCGACAGGGAGGGCCAGCUGACACUAACAGCCAGGUGUGUAAGGUGGAGCCUCGUGGUCUAAUAGCUCGCAGGGUGACGGAGGUGGCCCAGUCCACACUGGACAUGGUCACCACAGCUGUGGACUACCCUCUCUGUUUUGUGAAAGAUGUGGCUCGGCCAGACUACUGGGUGCCAGACCAGGACAUCACCCAGUGCCACCAGUGCUCCAAGACCUUCACUUCGGCAAUGUCCAAGCACCACUGCAGGGCCUGCGGACAGGGUGUGUGCGGUCCCUGCUCCACGCACAUCAGGCCUGUGCCCUCCCGAGGCUGGGACCACCCAGUCAGAGUGUGUGACAGCUGCCACGCCCGCACGGAUAGUCUGUGAGCUUUUUCAACCAGGAGAACUUCUCAAAGUGCACUCGGUCUUCCUCAGAUGAUCCACAAAAACACUGUGAAUCCUGGCACUGCUGCUCCAAGAGAACAAGGAGGAUUGAUUAAACAGCACUAAAUGGCAGAAAUGGAAUCGCCCUUGGUUUUGUGCAAAAAGAAGCUUAAAAUGGUCACCACCUGGGCACUAGGGCUGGUGUUUAUCAGUGCUGACCUAGGAUUAGCUUUCCAUCUCAUCUAUCUCAUCUGCCUUCCUUGAGCAACUGAUUCUGCAGCAGUUAUGAGGUAAAGCUCAACAUAGAUCACUUUUGCUACAGCCCCACUGGACCAGUCAAACUGCUAUAAAACUAACUGGACUAAUGGAAAGCUGGAUGUGAUUUUAACAGAUUUUUGAAAAUGAAGACAUAAAACUCCUCUCAAUUCUCUUUAUAACAGCGGAGCUUGUCUCUUAACUGCACUCAAGUGUAGUCUUCUUUGUUCAUUAAUUUGUGUUUGCACAGCCAUGCUGCACGCUGCCCAUUCUCAAUUUGAACAAUGUUAGCUCAAAAUUACAGGAGAAGUAAUAAAAGGGAUGAACUGGGAAUAGUGAGGAAUUUUUAAGUUUGAGGGAUUUUUGCACCCCUCUAUUUUAAAGAGUAUCAAGUCAUCUCAACAACUUGCAUUGUCUCUGCAAAGCCCUCAGAAAAAUAGAGAUUGUGUGAGGUGAUUUUUGUUUUUAUCUUCCUCACCACCUUCCUCUGAACCAUCUCUCUCCCUCUGGGGUAAAUUAUGGACAGAGUGGAAACACAAAGCAGUUCAGACUUUUGGAGGGAAAAAAGUCACUUUUUGUGUGCUCGUCUUUCUGGGCAAAGGAGAUGCAAGAUGGAGAAACAAGAGCUACAGCAGUGUGUGCCUUCAUGGGAAUCUUGAUUCCCAUUUCUGUAGCCCCUAACGAUUCCUCCAUAUGCGGAAUGAGAUUAUCUGUGCCUAAUUACAGAGCAUCUAACUCUUAGUUGUAUCUACAAUAUGGUGAAAUGAUAGGAAAAGAAUCUGUAGCACAACACAUUAUAGACAUUCCAAUGUAUGGAAAUACCUGUGUACUGAUGUGUAUUUACCUGUCUGAGGUUAUUAUAAAAAGUGGGCACUCUCUUGAGCCAGUGAUACUUCAGAAGGUUUUCUUAAUAAAAUGAAUAUGACUGCACUAGACUGGACCACAGAGUUGUUUUGAUAAAUGCAAGUUAACAUGAUUGAAAAUUACACUUUCUGUCAAAGGGAGUUUCUCUGUGUGACGUAGUGAAGGCAUUAAUGCCAUUUUUCUCUGUUUUUCAAUUUUAAAGAUGUUUUCCAGUGAAAUCUAGCAAUUGACAAUCUCUCUUUUUUUUUUCAUAAAUCAGGCUCGUCCAAAUAAAGAAAACAAAAAAGAUUUUGUGUCUCUACAAAUUUCUAAAUCACUUACUGCCUUUCUCUCUUUAAUCUCUCCCUAAUAACCAUUCAUGCUUUAUUUGCAUGAAUGGGUAUUAAACAUUGUUGCAAAAGUAAUUAGAUGACAACACAAAGACUGCGGCAAUAAAAAAGAAGAACAUAUGUGAAUUAAAUUGUGAUUAACCUGCUAAAUAAUUCAAAACGAUAUCUGAUGGUGAGGCUGAAAUCUGCAGAUAUUCAUGUUUCUGCUUUUUCACCCAGCAGGACACAGACUUGCUCUUCACAGCAUAAUUAAUAGAAUUGUGAUAUUUCUUUUAGCCCAUGUUGGGAAAUGCACUUCUCUGAUAUCUUUAUAUUUAGAGCAGGAGAGUAAACGAUUUUGCUUGUCUUCUAUGUGUCCUAAUCAACAAUACCUCCGUUUUGCUUUUCUUUAAACUGAUUAAUGUCAGGGAGUAAUUUAGCUAAUUCUAUGCAGAAUUCGGUAAUACUGUACUAUAAUAAGUUGUUUUUGUUUAAUCCUUUUUUCCCAGCAGUGUCCAUUUCUUUUGAGUUUUGUGGCUGUGGGUGGUAAAGAUGGUGUUUGUGCUCAUUCUCUAGUUUUUAUAUAUAUGCUUCAUAUUGGUAGUGAGUUUAACAGCUCUCUUUUCCAUUUGCAGUAGCAGUAAAUAUAUUCCUUAUGUUGUUGUGAAAUCAGAUUGAAACGUUUUAUCCAAAUUGUACUUGGUGGAGUAAUAAAUACAGCAUGUUUUCUAUAUAUCUUCUUUCUACUGGCAUGAAGGCCCUAUGUGCCUUUUCAGUCCACACAAAUGAGCUUGUGUUCAAUCCCAGAAAAGUGUAGCUGGUGCUGUGUGUGUUUUUCUACUAACAAUCAAAUGCUGGCUACUUUCAUGAGAUCUCGAUCUUUCUGUUUUGAAAUACAGUUACUCCCAUGUCGUCUUCAUUUAUUGAUUUUCUCCAGUCCAUUAAGUAAUUCUCUCUUUGUCUCCCUAAAGACAUACGUGAUUGGCCUCUAGCAGAUUUACCCAGAGAAUCACCAAUAAGUCAGCUAUUUACAGUGUAGCAGGUGACAGGUACAUACAUAUGUUUCCAUAUAAUUUCUCUCUCUCUCUUACAAUCUCCAGUUCAAGGUUAUCUGAAGUUCAUGGUCCCUGAUGUCCAGUGCUCUAAUGGAUCGCUGACUAAUGUGCUCAUUUCCUUCACAAACCAAUUAUGCAAGCCUAAAUUGACUUUAGUGUCAGUCACAGACUAUACAUGGUGUCAGUGAGGAGGCAACAGACAGAGGAGCAUCUGUCUGUAUAUAGACUGUAGAGUCAAUUUUUAAAGAUACAACACAGUAAAAGUUUUUAAAUGAUGGACGUAACAAAAUAAGCAUAAAACGAUGCUGUUCUGAAAAUAUAACCUUUUAUUGGUUGUUGACUCUGAGGUGAUCAUCAGCUGUAGAUCACAGUCAGUCUCUUUUUAUUUACUUCUACAGCACAUAGCUCUUCCACUGCAGAACAGCCACAAUUUACAGUUACCAUGCUGUAAAAACUGAUUUAGUGCGACACUGUAGUUGUAGAAAGAGAACACACACACUGAAGUUAAAGGUAGUUCUGGUGUUGGUGUGGACAGGCAGGGGUUUUGACUGAGGGACUGGAGCUGCUACGGAUAAGUUACAUUGCGUGUGUUUGCACUGUUAUUACUGUGUGUGUGUGGUCCUCCAAACCGCUGUGGAAAAACCCAUCAUGAAGCACUAGUUUGAACAAGACACAUUCAGUCAGUGAUUACAAAACCACCAGGCUCUUCCGUUUUCUCUAUAGGCCUCUGUACAAAGUCUGAGUGUGGCUACUGGAACAGGUGGAAACUAGCACAUGAUGUGAUUGUUACGUGCUUACUAUCUGUCACAAUCCUGACCAAGGUUUUGUCAUUUUAUGGUUAUGACAACUCUUUCAGUCUAGAAUAGAGAGAUGCUGCAAGUAAUUUGUUUAAAGUUUUCAAUAACAUCAUGACCACAGAGUGAGAAGAUAUUGGUAAUGUUCAUGUUCAUAGCUUUUCUUGAAUACAGUCAGAUAUUGUAAUAUUUAUAUGAAUGUACUGGAGUUGUUGUGUGUUUGGAGAGCUUGUCAAUUUCCAUAUUAUAUUAAGAACAUUAUAUACAUACA